Prunus dulcis (almond) is the source of this 1755-nucleotide messenger RNA. Its product is annotated as cyclic nucleotide-gated ion channel 1-like. Bases 1 to 1755 code for a protein of 584 amino acids. The record is from RefSeq and is a predicted model, not a curated record. NCBI's taxonomy places the organism in Eukaryota, Viridiplantae, Streptophyta, Magnoliopsida, Rosales, Rosaceae. The transcript is spliced from 8 exons.
AUGGCUACCGGUGAAGUAACUGUAGUUGUGGAGAACAUAGAAGAUGAAGAUAGAUCAAAUAAAAAAGAGGACGAAAAUCAUGAUACUCGUUGGGGGGCUUCCCUUCAAAUGUGGAAGAAGAUAUUUGUAGUAUCAUGUCUGUUUGCUGUUGCACAGGAUCCAUUGUUUCUCUACGUUCCUAUGAUGAAGGAUGAUAUCAAGUGCCUGCUCGCUGACAGAAACUUGAAGACAGCAGCUCUUCUUUUAAGAUCACUCACUGAUCUUUUCUAUAUAUUGAACAUUAUUUUUCAAAUUUAUACAUCUGCUAAAUAUCGUGUCAGUGUCACACAAAACGACUCGAAAAUAAGGUUUUCGUGGAAAACAACAAUAGCUAAGAUGUGGGUAUUCUUCUGCUCCUACAAUAAUAUCUUCAUUGACAUUUUGGCUAUUCUUCCGCUUCCACAGGUAGCAAUUUUCAUCUUCUUUUCAAAAAUGCGGGACUUGAAAUCUUUGAGCCCAAAAAGGAUGGCUAUUAUGAAUCUUUUUGUUUUGUUGCAAUAUGUGCCACGAGUUCUUCGGAUCUACUUAUCAUGUAAGGAAUUUAAAAAGACUCCUAAAGAAGAGAUCAAAGAGACUGCUAUAUGGGUUAAAGGUGUCUUGAAUUUCUUUAUGUAUAUCCUGGCUAGUCAUGUACUUGGAGCUAUAUGGUAUUUUUUCGCUAUUCAACGAAUGACCAUUUGUUGGUAUGAUGCAUGUCAGAAAAAAAAGGGAUGUGAUACUAGUUCUUUUGGCUGUCAUGAGCAUAACACAUUUAGAAAUAUUAAAUUUCUAAAUGAUUUAUGCCCUAUAAGUCCAGCGAAUACAACGCUCUUUGAUUUUGGUAUAUAUAGUACAAUCCUUCAAUCUGGUAUACCAGGGUCAACAAAAUACUUUCGAAAGAUCUCCAUUUGUUUUUGGUGGGGAGUUCAUUUUUGCAGUUCUCUUGGUUCAAAUCUUGAGCCUAGCGUGGAUGGAUGGGAGAACCUCUUUGCAGCGUUCAUCUCUAUAAUUGGAUUGCUUUUAUUCUUAUAUCUCAUUGGAAAUUUGCAGACAUGCAUGCAGUUGAAUACUGCACGAAGAAAAUACCAUAGACACGAGGUGAAAGUGAACCGAAAGAUGGAAAAGAAAGAUAACCAGACAGAGUUGUGGUUAUCUGAAAAUGGCAUCCCCAAAAACUUGAUUAAUGAUAUAAAGCAGCUCAUCAUGGACAAGGUGCGACAAGAACUUGAAGAAGACGGGGAUGCUGAUUUGGACUAUAUCUUCUCUAUUCUUCCCCCGAAUCUUCAAAUCCAAAUCAAAAGUUGCAGCCCGUUGAGUAGGCUGAGGAAGGUGCCACUACUUAAAGACAUGGACGAAGGAGUUUUGGUAGAAAUAUCUGAGAAGCUUCAUCCCAAGAAGUACACUCCUGGAAAAAUCAUUAUAAACAAGGAUGAAACACUUCAAAUGAUGCUUUUCAUUGUGGACGGACGCGUAAUCAUUGAAAAGACAGAUGGUUCUCAGUUGGAACAUCUAGGCCCAGGAGAUUUUUAUGGAGAGGAACUUCUAGUUUCCACAUUGUGGACCUCCUUUAGUGAUGCAAAACCCAUAAACCAGUCUGUUCAGGCCAUUGAUGAUGUUCAAGCCCUUGUUCUCUCUGCCACAGACAUGGCGACUUUGAGCUUUAGUUCCAGGCGGCAUAUCAACGAGUUGCGCAUGGUGGUAACUAUUCUUCAGAAACUUACAAUGUGUGACUGUUAG